Molecule: messenger RNA, 975 nt
Organism: Opisthorchis viverrini
Lineage: Eukaryota; Metazoa; Platyhelminthes; Trematoda; Opisthorchiida; Opisthorchiidae
Exons: 4
Source: RefSeq, a predicted model, not a curated record
UUUUAUCUUUUGCAAAUUAACUGUUUCCCCAAUGCAGCACUUAUUCUUGCCUCAGCCGCGCAGCAUACUAUUCGGAUAAAAAAGGAGAGCGGAGCAUUCGAUCAGACUCGAUACCUUCGACUUACUGGUGAACAUAAAUGUAUGAUUGCGCGAAACUACUUGGACGAGCUGGCCGGAGACUAUGCUGAAACCAACCGCAUUUGUGAAUCUCUUAUUGGCAACUACAGAAUAACAAAGGAAGAUUUAGAUCUCAGCAUGAAGUCCUUGAAGAAGCAGAGGAAUAGGCUCCAGCGACGAGUGGUUCCAUUAAUUCAGGAUCGGGAAAAGACGAUGGAAGCGCACCAUGCCUUCAUGCAUUUUCACAGCAUUGUUCUGAAAGACAUGGAGCUUGGAGCAGAAUGUAAUCGAGUGCCUGCCACUGAACAAAGUAAUACAAACCAUGUUCCGACGGCUGCUGAACUGAUUAACUGUUACACCGAGGGCGAGAAAUCAACAUGGCCGGAAAAACUUGCGAACAAAAAGCCACGGAAAUCAAAGAGUGGCUACGAACGACAUCGAAGACUAUGGGGCAAUACGGAACGGGGGCUAUGACUUGAUGGUCACAAGCCAACCCCCCCAAACGUUUUGACUGAAAGCAAGUCAACCAUUGGCUUUCUGUACAGCACUGCCUCACGUUCAGACCACCUUGAAAAUCCACGGUUGUCACAACUCCCCGUGGAUGGAGACAAAAUCAACGCACAAAAAAGUUUUUGUGAACAAGAGCAAAUCUGUGCUCAACAGAUAUGCACUGUUGCCUUUUUGGUUUCCGAGCGUUUUCUAUCCACUUGCUCUCACUAGUGAUCAGUGAGAGCCGACGUGCGUGUGGCAAAGACGCAUUUUGGCAUGUACACGCCCAUCUGAAUUCAAACCACAGACUCUACGCUGUGAACACAAACCAGACACAUGGUUUGCAGAAGUAAUUUAUCGGUUCUGCAA